Ichthyophthirius multifiliis is the source of this 708-nucleotide messenger RNA. RefSeq lists its product as hypothetical. The transcript is spliced from 4 exons. Lineage: Eukaryota; Ciliophora; Oligohymenophorea; Hymenostomatida. The record is from RefSeq and is a predicted model, not a curated record.
AUGGCUACUUAAAAAAGUUUAAUGAAUGAAUCAAAUAACAUUUAAUAAAUGCUUAAUUCUUUUGAUUUUGCAACUAUAGAUGAAAUGGAUCCAUCUUUAGCUGAUGGGCAUAGAGUAGUUUAUGAUAGAGAAAUUCCUUUUCAUAUAAGAUUUUAAAAGUAAGAUGUUGAAACAGAAGAUUUACCCAAUUUAGAACCAUUAAGGACUAGAGUUUUUAUAUUGGGAGAUGAAAAAAAUUUAUAAUAAUUAAAAUUGGAAUUGAGUAGUGAUAAUGAUAUAUUUUUCCAUUUUACACAUUUAGCUAAUGAAAAUAAUUUUAAAACAAUAAAAUAAACAUAAUAAUUAAACAUUUAAUUUAAUGAAUAUCCUUCUAUAUGUAUAAAAUGCUUUAAUAAAGUUGAAAAAGACUAAAACUAAUAUUCUGCUAUUUUUACAAUAAUGAAUGAAGGAAUGGGAAGACUUGAAAUAGUUUAAAGUACUGAAUAUAAGAAUAUUGAAGUUAUAGCCUUUGAAUUUUAAGCAAGUAAUGACGAUUUAAUUAGAUAAAUUAUUACGUUUAGAUACAUGAGUUUAAAAUCUAAAUUAGCUUUAAUGGAAGGAAGGCUUUAAGAUAUAAAUGAAGUUGUUAGAGUUAAAAAUCCUUCUUUGUUAUUAUAAAUAUAAAAGACUAUGCCAGGUUAAAAUAAUAGAUCAACAAUAAAAAAAUGA